CUCGGGCUGCCACUCCGCUCCUGCUCCGCUCCGUUCCCCUCCGUCUCCGCCCUGGCGGCCCGACCAUGUCCCGGGCGCGGCUCCCGGCCGCCGCCUGCCGCGCAGCCCGGGCCGGGCGCGAUGGGGGCCGCCGCCGGCCAGAGCGCCCACCUGGGGCCCGGCCGCCCGCCGCGUUCCCUGCUGCUGCUGCUCAGGCUGCUGCUGCUCGUCGGGGUCCCGGGGGCCGCGCGGGCCCAGGGCACCGAGUUCCACGAGCUGUGCAGUUACACAUGGGAAGCUGUUGAUAUCCAAAAUAAGAUGCUAUAUAAAAUCAGCAUCUGUGGAAAUGUGGACAUUGCCCAGUGUGGGCCAUCAAGUGCUAUUUGUAUGCAUGACUUGAAGACCAACAGCUAUCAUUCUGUGGGUAACUCUCUUUUGAAAAGUGCAACCAAAUCUCUUAUGGAAUUCAACACAACAGUGAGCUGUGGGCAGCCAAGCACAAAUCACCAAGUCCAGAGUAGCAUCACCUUCUUAUGUGGGAAAACCUUGGGAACUCCAGAAUUUGUAACAGCAACAGACUGUGUACAUUACUUUGAGUGGAGGACGGCAGCAGCCUGCAAGAAGGACACAUUUAAAGCUAACAAAGAGGUGCCGUGCUAUGUAUUUGAUGGAGAGUUAAAGAAGCAUGAUUUAAAUCCACUGAUCAAGAUUAGUGGUGGUUACUUGGUGGAUGACUCGGACCCAGACACCUCUCUAUUCAUCAACGUCUGUAGAGACAUAGACUCGCUGAAGAACUCCAGUCCACAGUUGCAUGCAUGUCCCCCCGGCACUGCUGCCUGCCUGGUGAGAGGGGACCAGGCGUUUGACGUUGGCCAUCCCAAAGAGGGACUGAAGCUCCUGAGCAAGAACAGGCUUGUCUUGAGUUACGGGAAAGACGAGGCCGGGAAGCCAGACUUCUGUGAUGGCCACAGCCCCUCAGUGACGAUUACAUUUGUCUGUCCAUCUGAGCGCAGAGAGGGCACCAUUCCCAAGCUCACAGCUAAAUCCAAUUGCCGCUACGAAAUUGAGUGGAUCACCGAGUAUGCCUGCCACAGAGAUUAUUUGGAGAGUGGAACCUGCUCUCUGAGCAACGAGCAGCAUGACAUUGCCAUUGACCUCCAGCCACUCAGACAGAACACAGCAUCACCAUUUCCUUACUAUACCUCAGACGGAAAGGAAUAUAUUUUUUAUUUGAGUAUCUGUGGAGAGACUGGAGUGAAAGUCUGUAAUAAGAAAGAGGCUGCAGUCUGCCAAGUGAAAAAGUCUCAACCUCCUCAAGUCAAAGUAGCAGGAAAACAUCAGAAUCUGACCCUACGAUACUCUGAUGGAGACCUCACCUUGAUAUAUUCUGGAGGCGAUGAAUGCAGCUCAGGCUUCCAGCGGAUGAGCGUCAUAAACUUUGAGUGCAAUAGAACUGCAGCUAAUGAUGGAAAAGGAGCUCCUGUGUAUACUGGGGAGGUGGACUGCACCUACUUCUUCACUUGGGACACGAAGUACGCCUGUGUGGAAGAGAAGGAGGGUCUCCUGUGCAGCGUCGCCGAUGGGAAGAAGAGGCAUGACCUGUCCGCUCUGGCACGGCACUCAGAACUGGAACAGAAUUGGGAAGCCGUGGAUGGCAGCCAGAAGGGAACAGAAAAGAAGCAUUUCUUCCUCAAUAUCUGCCACAAAGUGCUCCAGGAAGGCCAGGCGAGAGGCUGUCCUGAAGAUGCAGCUGUGUGCUCUGUCGAUAAGAGUGAAUUUAAAAAUCUGGGCAAAUUUAUUUCUUCUCCUACAAAAGAGAAAGGAAAUAUUCAGCUCUCUUAUUCAGAUGGUGAUGAUUGUGGCAAAAAUAAGAAAACACAGACAAACAUAACACUUAUAUGCAAGCCAGGUGAUCUGGAAAGUGCUCCAGUGUUGAGAACCUCCACGGAGGAUGGUUGCUUCUACGAGUUUGAGUGGCACACGGCUGCUGCCUGCGUGCUCUCCAAGACACAGGGAGAGAACUGCACAGUCUUUGAUUCCCAGGCAGGAUUUUCUUUUGAUUUGUCACUGCUCACAAAGAAGAAUGGCAGCUACAAAAUUGAGACCAAGAAGUAUGACUUUUAUAUAAACGUCUGUGGUCCGGUGUCUGGAAGCCCCUGCCAGCAGGACUCGGGGGCCUGCCAGGUAGCAAAAAGUGAUAAGAAGGCUUGGAACUUGGGACUGAGCAAUGCUAAACUUUCAUAUUACGAUGGGAUGAUCCAGUUGAACUACAAAGAUGGUUCGCCCUAUAAUAAUGAGAAGCACACACCAAGAAUGACACAGAUCACCUUUCUUUGUGACCGAGAUGCUGGAGUAGGUGUCCCUGAGUACCAGGAGGAAGAUAACUCUACCUACAACUUUCGGUGGUACACUAGUUAUGCCUGCCCAGAGGAGCCCCUGGAGUGUGUGGUGACUGAUCCUGCCACCCUGGAGCAGUACGACCUCUCCAGUCUAGCAAAGGCGGAAGGCAGUCGUGGAGGAAAUUGGUAUGCCAUGGACAAUGCAGGAGAGCACAGCACCUGGAGGAAGUACUACAUAAAUGUGUGUCGGCCUCUGAACCCCGUGCCAGGCUGUGAUCGGUACACGUCAGCUUGCCAGAUGAAGUAUGAGAACAAUCAAGGCUCAUUUUCUGAGGCAGUCACCAUCAGUAACCUGGGAAUCGCAAAGACGGGCCCUGUGGUGGAGGACAGCGGCAGCCUUCUCCUGGAGUAUGUGAAUGGCUCUGCCUGCACCAUGAGUGACGGGAGACUGACCACCUACACUACCCGCAUCCACCUCAUCUGCUCCAGGGGCAGCCUGAACACCCACCCCAUAUUUUCUCUCAGUUGGGAGUGUGUGGUCAGUUUCCUGUGGAACACAGAGGCCGCCUGUCCUGUCCAGACAGCAGCAGACACAGACCAGGCCUGUUCUAUGAGGGAUCCAAACAGUGGGUUUGUGUUCGAUCUUAACCUCCUAAACAGUUCCCAAGGAUACGUGGUCUCGGGCAUUGGGAAGACUUUUCUGUUUAAUGUGUGUGGCACAAUGCCAGUCUGUGGCACCUUCAAUGGGAAGCCAGCUUCCGGCUGUGAGGCAGAAACCCAGACAGAAGAGCUAAAGAAUCUGAAGCCAGAAAGGCCGGUUGGAUUAGAGAAAAGUCUCCAGCUGUCCACCGAGGGCUUUAUAACUCUGACUUACAAAGGGCCUCGUUCCUUUGCCAAAGGGAAUGCUGAUACUUUUAUUAUCCGCUUUGUCUGCAAUGAUGAUGUUUACCCUGGAAACCCCAAAUUCCUGCAUCAAGACAUUGACUCUAGCCUGGGGAUCCGAAACACUGUAUUUGAGUUUGAAACUUCAUUGGCCUGUGUACCUUCUCCAGUGGAUUGCCAAGUCACAGACCUUGCUGGAAAUGAGUAUGAUCUGAGUGGCUUAAACAAAGUCAAGAAGCCCUGGACUGCUGUUGACACCUCGGCUGAUGGAAAAAAGAGAACUUUCUAUUUGAGUGUUUGCAGUCCUCUCUCAUAUAUUCCUGGAUGCCGUGGCAGUGCGGUAGGGUCUUGCCUGGUGUCUGAAGACAGCAGCUGGAACCUGGGCAUGGUGCAGAUAAGUCCUCAAGCUACAGCUAACGGAUCCCUGAGUAUUGUCUAUGUCAACGGCGACAGGUGUGGAAACCAGCAGCGCUUCUCCACCAGGAUAACAUUUGAAUGUGCUCAGACUUUGGGAUCACCAACAUUUCAGCUUCAGGAUGAUUGUGAGUAUGUGUUUGUCUGGAGAACAGUGGAAGCCUGCCCUGUUGUCAGAGUGCAAGGAGAAAACUGUGAGGUCAAAGACCCAAGGCACGGUAACUUGUAUGACCUGAAACCUCUUGCCGUGAAUGAUACUAUCGUGAGUGCUGGGGAAUACACCUAUUACUUCCGGGUCUGUGGACAGCUGUCCUCCGGCGUCUGCCCAACUGAUGACAGGUCCAAGGUGAUCUCCUCAUGCCAGGAAAAGCGGGGACCACAGGGCUUUCACAAAGUAGCAGGUCUCCUUACUCAAAAGCUGACUUAUGAGAAUGGGUUGUUGAAAAUGAACUACACCGGGGGGGACACCUGUCAUAAAGUGUACCAGCGCUCCACAGCCAUCUUCUUCUAUUGUGACCGGGUCACGCAGAAGCCGGUGUUUCUCAAGGAGACUUCAGAUUGCUCCUACCUUUUUGAGUGGCGAACCCAGUAUGCCUGUCCACCUUUUGAUGUGACCGAAUGUUCAUUCAAAGACGUGGCUGGCAACACUGUCGACCUCUCAUCCCUGUCACGGUACAGCAACAACUGGGAAGCAGUCACGCGGACAGGGGCCACCGAGCACUACCUCAUCAAUGUCUGCAAGUCUCUGUCCCCACAGGCAGGCUCGGAGCCAUGCCCUCCAGAAGCGGCUGUGUGUCUGCUGGGUGGCUCCAAGCCCGUGAAUCUUGGCAGGGUGAGGGAUGGUCCCCAGUGGAGAGAUGGCAUGACUGUCCUGGAGUAUGCUGAUGGAGACUUAUGUCCAGACCAGAUUCGGAAAAAGUCUACCACCAUCCGAUUCACCUGUAGUGAGAGCCAAGUGAACUCUAGACCCAUGUUCAUCAGCGCAGUGGAGGACUGUGAGUACACCUUUUCCUGGCCCACCGUGGCGGCCUGUCCUGUGAGGAACAACGUGCACGAUGACUGCCAGGUCACCAACCCCGCCACAGGACACCUGUUUGAUCUGAGCUCUCUGAGCGGCAGAGCCGGGUACACUGCUGCCUACAGUGAGAAAGGGCUUGUCUACCUGAGCAUCUGCGGGGAGAACGAGAACUGCUCCCCAGGCGUGGGGGCCUGCUUCGGCCUGACCAGGAUCAGUGUGGGCAAGGCAAACAAGAGGCUGACCUACACCGACCAGGUCUUACAGCUGGUGUAUGAGGACGGCUCCCCCUGUCCUUCCAAAUCCGGCCUGAGCUAUAAGAGUGUGAUCAGCUUUGUGUGCAGGCCCGAGGCCAGGCCCACCAACAGGCCCCUGCUCAUCUCCCUUGACAAGCAGACAUGCACCCUCUUCUUUGCCUGGCACACACCUCUGGCCUGCGAGCAGGUGAUGGAAUGUUCUGUGAGGAAUGGAAGCUCCAUUAUUGACUUGUCCCCCCUCAUCCACCGCACGGGGGGCUACGAGGCAUAUGACGAGAGUGAUGAUGAUGCAUCUGACACCAACCCUGACUUCUACAUCAACAUCUGCCAGCCACUGAACCCCAUGCACGGGGUGCCUUGUCCUGCUGGGGCUGCUGUGUGCAAAGUCCCUGUCCAUGGCGCCCCCAUCGAUAUUGGCCGAGUCACAGGACCUCCAAUACUCAAUCCCAUAGCUAAUGAAGUUUAUUUGAAUUUUGAAAGUAGUACUCCUUGCUUAGCGGACAGGCAUUUCAACUACACCUCGCUGAUUGCAUUUCACUGUAAGAGAGGCGUAAGCAUGGGAACACCUAAGCUGCUGAGGACCAGUGACUGCGACUUUGUGUUCGAGUGGGGGACCCCGCUGGUCUGUCCAGAUGACGUGAGGACCGAGGGCUGCUCGCUGACAGAUGAGCAGCUGUACUACAGCUUCAACUUGUCCAGCCUUUCCAAGACAACCUUCAAGGUGACUCGAGACUCACACACGUACAGUGUGGGUGUGUGCACCGCAGCUGCGGGCACAGACCAAGGAGGCUGUAGGGACGGAGGCGUCUGUCUGCUCUCCGGGAGCAAGGGGGUGUCUUUCGGACGGCUGGCGUCAAGGAGACUGGAUUACAGGCACCAGGAUGAAGCUGUCAUCUUAAGUUACGCCAAUGGAGACAGUUGCCCUCCAGAAACUGUUGAAGGCGUCCCCUGUGUGUUCCCCUUCCUGCUCAAUGGGAAGAGCUACGAGGAGUGUGUUCUGGAUGGCAGGGCUGAGCUCUGGUGUGCUACCACUGCAAACUAUGACCGAGACCAUGAAUGGGGCUUCUGCAGGCACUCAAAGAGCCACCGGACGUCUACUAUUAUCUUUAACUGUGAUGAAGAUGCUGAUAUUGGGAAACCUCAGGUCUACAGUGAAAUCCGUGGGUGUGAGGUGACGUUUGAGUGGAAAACAAACGUAGUCUGUCCUCCAAAGAAGAUGGAGUGCAAGUUCAUUCAGAAGCACCGAACCUACGACCUGCGGCUGCUGUCCUCACUCACUGGGUCCUGGUUCUCUGUCCACGAAGGAGUCUCGUACUAUGUAAACCUGUGUCAGAAAGUAUACAAAGGGCCCCCCGGCUGCUCGGGAAGAGCCAGCAUUUGCAAAAAGAGUGCGUCUGGAGUCGUCCAGGCCUUGGGGCUUGUUCACACCCAGAAGCUGGAUGUCAUAGAUGACAGAGUUGUGGUUACCUAUUCCAAGGGUCAUCCAUGUGGGGAAAACAAGACUGCGUCCACAGUCAUAGAGCUGACCUGUGCAAAGACAGUGGGCAGGCCUUCCUUCAAGAGGUUUGACCCAGACAGCUGCACUUACUACUUCAGCUGGGACUCCCGGGCCGCCUGCGCCGUGAAGCCUCAGGAGGUGCAGAUGGUGAACGGCACCUUCACAAACCCUACAAAUGGCAAGAGUGUCAGCCUUGGGGAUAUUUAUUUUAAGCUGUUCAGUGCCUCUGGAGACAUGAGAACAAAUGGGGACAAGUACUUGUAUGAAAUCCAGCUUUCUUCCAUCACAAGCUCCAAAAACCCAGCAUGCUCUGGGGCCAACAUCUGCCAGGUUAAACCGAAUGAUGAACGCUUCAGUAGGAAGGUUGGAACCUCUGAUAAAACCAAAUACUAUGUUCAAGAUGGUGAUCUGGAUGUGGUGUUUGCCUCGUCCUCUAAAUGUGGGAAAGACAAGACAAAGUCUGUCUCUUCCACCAUCUUUUUCCACUGUGACCCUUUGGUGAAGGAUGGGAUUCCUGAGUUCAGCCAUGAGACUGCUGACUGCCAGUACCUCUUCUCCUGGUACACUUCUGCAGUGUGUCCCCUGGGGGUGGACCCCAACAGUGGUGCAGGAGACGACCAGCAGGAGCACAGGGGGCUCUCAGAGAGAAGCCAGGCUGUUGGGGCCGUCCUCAGCCUGCUGCUGGUGGCACUCACCGGCUGCCUGCUGACCCUGCUGCUCUACAAAAAGGAAAGAAGGGAAACGGUGAUGAGUAAGCUGACCAAUUGCUGCCGAAGAAGUGCCGGCGUGUCCUACAAAUACUCAAAGGUGUGCAAGGAGGACGAGGUGGAUGAGAAUGAAACUGAGUGGCUGAUGGAAGAGAUUCAGCUGCCGAGCCCGAACCCUGGGAAGGAAGGACAGGAAAACGGCCACAUUACCACUAAGUCUGUGAAAGCCGAAGCCCUCACAUCUCUGCACGGGGACGACCAGGACAGCGAGGAUGAGGUCCUGACCAUCCCGGAGGUGAAAGUUCACUCAGGCAGGGGAACCGGGGUGGACGGUGCGCACCCCAUGAGAACCCCACAGAGGAAGACGCUGUGGGCGAGAGCAGAUGACAGGGUGGGGCUGGUGAUGGGGGCAAAGACCAGGAGAGGGCAGCCCAGGUCCGCACAGCCCAAGGCGGGGGCCCCGGGCAGCCUGGAGUCCUUCCACGACGACAGCGACGAGGACCUCUUACACGUCUGAACUCCUGGUGCCUACACGGGGGUAUGGGUCCGUGGCACAGCCGGGCACCUCUAACCAAAUAAGACUUCGACUUGAUGAUGCUUCUAUUGUUUUUGCCUUUAAUGAAAACUGGUUCAAAAGGGAAGAGUUUUUGUGAUGGGGUAGAGGGCAAGGAGGUCAGGCGCCGCUCAUCUGUGAUUGUUUACAGUCGCUGGAAUGGGGCACCGCUCAGUCGCCAGAGGGCAGUGCCGGGGGCCCCGGGUUUUGUCCCCAGUUCUCACUUAAAAGCAUGGCCGCUGUGCGCUCAUCACAUGCACUCGAGCCAGUUGCGUCUCGGAACAGAGGGCUCUAUUUGAGAAAAACCCUUGCUGCUUUAGGUCCUGUAGGGUAUUGACCAUUAUAUUUUAGCAUUUAAUUCUGUCCUCCUAUUUAUUGACUUUGAAAAUUACUCAGGUUUGUGAAAAAGGAAAAGAAAAACCCUACAGUUUCUUCCUGCCGGCAGGGGUAAAGUACUGGUUCAUCCACUGUCAGAGGGGAAGCUGUCGGUCUGCUAGGAUGGUUUUGUAGGAGGUUUUGAACUGGUCAACCAUGUAUUCCCUAGGUUGGAAUACUCCGUCUGUCUCUCUUCCUUUUUGCUUCCCAGUUUUUAAGGGAAUGUGCACGUGCACGCUCACACGUGCGCGGGGCUCCCUGAGUGCCAAGGCUUUGGAGGGUCUCCUGUUCGCUGCCUUUGUUUAGUAACAGCUGCAGCUUUUUGCAUGACAUCUUCAGUCCUAGGGGCACAGAGCACAUUUAUCAGUAUUUCUUUGGCCUGCUGGUGAAUUCAGAAACCCUCCCAAAGAUUAUUUUGUGUGUGUGUGAGAGAAUGGAAUUGAGAUGUCAGAGAAAAUAACUUUUCCAGAUUUGGGGUAUAGGUCUCACCUCUUCAGGUUCUCAUGAUACACCUUUACUGUGCUUAUUUUUUUAAGAAAAAAAGCAUUUAUCAACCAUUCGGACCUAUAAGAAGCCUUAAUUUGCACAGUGAUUGACUUGCAGAAAUUGCAUGAAAGCCAGUGGGCCAGAGUCUCACCCUCUGGCACUGCACGUGAGAGUCCUGCUCUGGGGACAGCCGUGGUUGGACCUUGCAGGGCUGCGGGACGGGGGUGGGGCCAGGACCCUGUCCUUCCUAGGCUGUUGAAGUGUUUAAUGAAUGAAUUUUCUUGCAUUACAGAAUUGUACAUAGACCUAGUGGUGUUCAAACACUGAAAAGCAAACCAACCACCUUACAAAACUUCUCGGUUUGUGCUCAGUUUGGCUGGCUUAUUUGAUUUCAACAUGAGUGUAUUUUUAAUAAUUGAUAUUUGCCCUCAUUUUUUCCAAUCAAAUUUACUGUAAAGUAUUCAACAAUUUCAAUAAAAGAUAAAUUAUUA
This is a messenger RNA of Manis pentadactyla (Chinese pangolin), 8996 nucleotides long. It is a transcript of the gene IGF2R, whose product is annotated as insulin like growth factor 2 receptor. Gene Ontology annotation, molecular function: insulin-like growth factor binding; signaling receptor activity; D-mannose binding. Bases 121 to 7608 code for a protein of 2495 amino acids. The transcript has 48 exons. Gene Ontology annotation, biological process: lysosomal transport. Lineage: Eukaryota; Metazoa; Chordata; Mammalia; Pholidota; Manidae. Gene Ontology annotation, cellular component: trans-Golgi network; late endosome; plasma membrane. The record is from RefSeq and is a predicted model, not a curated record.